Messenger RNA from Penicillium longicatenatum, 1512 nucleotides. Its product is annotated as MFS transporter. The annotation marks the transcript as partial. The record is from RefSeq and is a predicted model, not a curated record. The transcript has 4 exons. Gene Ontology annotation, biological process: transmembrane transport. Gene Ontology annotation, molecular function: transmembrane transporter activity. Lineage: Eukaryota; Fungi; Ascomycota; Eurotiomycetes; Eurotiales; Aspergillaceae.
AAUACAAAGUCGAUGUCGACUUCAUCAAAAGUCGAUCUGGACAUGGAAACAACACCAGUUGAUGCCGCUUGGAGUGAUCCUGAGCUGGCACAGAAGGAAGGGGUCAUUGACGAGAAAGAUCCUCACAUCGUUGACUGGGACGGUCCCGAUGACCCGAAGAACCCUCGGAACUGGCCAUCGGGUAAAAAGCUCGUCCAUGUCCUGCUGAUUAGCGGAUUCACCCUCUACUCGAAUCUUGCCGCCGUCAUGUUUGCCCCGGGAGCUCAGGACCUCGUGAAAGAGUUCGGCAUCACGAACACGAUUGUGGCGUCUCUGACCGUCACAAUAUAUCUCCUGGGAUUUUGUCUGGGCCCCCUUGUCCUCUCCUCAUUAUCAGAGACAUAUGGCCGGUUGGUCGUCUACCAUAUCUGCAAUUUGGUUUAUCUCGGAUUCACUGUGGGUUGUGCUCUAAGCACUGACACGGGCAUGUUCUUGGCAUUCCGCCUUCUUUGCGGCAUUGCUGCAUCUUCACCAAUGGCCAUUGGGGGUGGCACGAUUGCUGACCUCCACGUCGAGGCUGAGAGGGGAAAGGCAAUGGCGAUAUUUGGCAUGGGUCCUCUUCUCGGUCCGGUCAUUGGCCCCGUUAUUGGCGGAUUUGUUUCACAGAAUAUUGGUUGGCGGUGGACAUUUUGGUUGAUCCUGAUCCUAUCAAGCGUGAUCUCUCUCCUAGCGUUGGCUUUUCUGCGGGAGACCUAUGAGCCAGCUCUUCUCCAUGGCAAAGCGGCCCGACUGCGUAAAGAGUCGGGAAACCCUGCGCUCUACGCUCGGACUUUCGAUAAAAACUUCACGCCUUCGCAAAUUCUCAUGCGUUCUAUUAUGCGACCCACUAAGAUGAUAUUUCUGUCACCUAUUGUCUUCUUACUCUCAAUCUACUGUGCGUUUAUGUUUGGUCUGCUUUACGUUCUCUUCACCACAUUUCCAGGUGUUUUCGAAGAGACGUACGGUUGGGGCCCUGGAAUCUCAGGACUUGCAUACCUUGGGCUCGGUAUAGGCAUGAUAUUCAGCAUUGCACUGUUUGGUCUGCUUAGUGAUAAACUUUUGAAGCAGCCGCGUGGUGGCACUGUUGCCCGACCUGAGCUACGCCUGAUUUUGAUGAUGUGGUGCUCGCCCUUAGUCCCCAUCGGUUUUAUCUGGUAUGGCUGGAGUGCCAAAUUCCAAACACACUGGAUCGUUCCAAUCCUUGGCACUGGAUUCAUCGGAAUCAGCGCAUUCUUGAUUAUGAUGCCGGCACAACUGUAUCUCGUGGAUGCUUUUGGGACUGAAGGAAGCGCUUCUGCUCUGGCUGGUAAUACUGUGUUGCGAAGUCUAUUUGCCGCAUUUCUGCCACUCGCAGGGCCCUCCAUGUAUUCUCGGCUGGGGCUUGGUUGGGGUAACACAUUGCUUGGCUUCAUUGCCCUUGCCUUUGUCCCAGUCCCAUGGCUGUUCUUCAAAUAUGGCGAGUAUUUGAGAACUCGCUUUCCAGUGAACUAUUGA